This is a messenger RNA of Saccostrea echinata, 1737 nucleotides long. Its product is annotated as sushi, von Willebrand factor type A, EGF and pentraxin domain-containing protein 1-like. NCBI's taxonomy places the organism in Eukaryota, Metazoa, Mollusca, Bivalvia, Ostreida, Ostreidae. The transcript has 9 exons. Bases 1 to 1737 code for a protein of 578 amino acids. The record is from RefSeq and is a predicted model, not a curated record.
AUGAUUUAUGGAACGACAUGUCGAUAUGGAUGCUACAAAGGCUAUCAACUUAUGGGAAAUAUUCACGAACUACAAUGCACAAUAGAGGAAGCUUGGUCUUCUAUGUCCCCUGAAUGUAAAAAGAUUACAUGUCCAGCCUUACCUCCAACUGAGGGUAUGUUACACAGAACCUGUACGGACAGUAACAGGUUUGGGAGUGUUUGUACCUACACAUGUCCAACAGGUUAUGAUAUUCCAUUGUAUAUGAACAGGGUUCGUGUCUGUGGGGCAGACAGGUAUUGGCGAGGAGAGGAACCUGUAUGUAAAGAUAUUGAACCUCCUAAAUUCCAAAAUUGCUCAAAGAUGGUAGAAGGAUAUGCUGAUAGAAAUUCCACGAAAGGAACCAUUUUCUGGAGAGAACCAAUAGCUACUGAUAAUUCCCACGAAGUGUUCAUUCAUAGUAACAGUUCCAUCUCUCCCGGAAGUAUAGUUGAAGCAGGCGUUUACCAUGUGGUAUAUAUGGCCAAUGACACCGAAGGAAAUAAUGCUGUUCCUUGUAAAAUCAAGCUUAUUAUGAAAAUUCUAAAAUGUCCCAAAAUUUUCGAAAAACCACACCAAAAAGUUAUUUGUGAAUCUGGAACUAAGUAUGGGAGUAUAUGCAGAUUUGAAUGUGAUUAUGGCGCUGUUCUUAAUGGAACCAAAGCUGUAAGUUGUGAAAAGUCACCAACUGGUAACUUUGCCAUGUGGUCGUGGGGUUCAAGCCAUUUGCCAUUUUGUAAUGUACUUAUUACGUGCCCAGAAAUCACAAAAAUUCCCAAAAACGGUGCUCUUGCAUGCGACAAUUGGCUUGGUGGACAGUUUUGUCGGAUGUUUUGUAAAGCUGGAUUUGAUGUUCAAUCAAGUUUUCGCCUAGAAGAAAUGUUGGUUUGUGGAAUGUCUUCAGAUAAAAUGAAAAAAGGGAAAUGGCUGCCCUCGGGGUCACUUCCAUUACCAGACUGUGCAAAGACACAUAAUCCAACUGGUGGAAGUCUUGGAAUCCAUGCAAAUUUUUAUUUCAAUGGAGAUUGUACUAAUGAAUCCGUAAUUGCAGAGAUUAGAAAGAAGUUUAUUGAAGCUUUAAAGGAUUCUCUCUAUCAGGAUGCAUGUUUGAUCAAUGCAAAAGACUGCACUAUUCAAAACGUCAAGGUUCGAUGUGGAUUAACAGAACGAAAAAGGUCAUCUGAUGUUGGAAUAGACUUAGAGGUUAUUGCAGAAUUUGAUUUCCAGAACUUUGAAGAGACAUUCACAAAUUUCAGCCAAAGCUCAUCGACAGACAUAAUGAAAAAAUUAGAGUCAAUGAAAAGAGAGGGAUAUUUAAAUUUAACACUUCAAAAUGGAGGUGUAAUGGUACCCGAAGAUUUCUCUACCAAAGAAAUUACUUUGGCUUGUUCCAAUAACACAGUUCCGUCUUUCAGAACGCUUUCAUGUGAAGGAUGUGACCCUGGAAGCUGGUCUCCAGACGGCACUCCAGUUUGUUCUUUAUGUACGGUGGGAACCUACAGCGAGAUGUAUGGCCAAGAUCAAUAUUUCGACAUUGUCUUGUUGCAUAAUACAAGCAAAAUAGAUAAAGAAUUUGUUGUUUCCGAAACGGUAGGGGAAUUUAUUCUGAAAAUGUGGAUAAAUGUUGUCGGUGAGGAAGGUCUAAUGUUAACUCUGGAGAGUCAAAACUUGUCAAUCAACUUUAAAAUGAUAGUGGGUCAGAGCUUUGCGUCAGGGUAA